UAAAAGAUAUUCUAGAACAUAGAAAUGUGCGAUUUUCUAAAUAGGGAAUGUUCUAUUUAAUAAGAGAAAACGAAAAAGAUUCUAGCCAAAAAUAUAUUUUUUGAUCAUAGGAAAUAGGGGUGUCACAUUUAAAUUUAACUAAAUUUUGAAAACUAGUAGAUCAACAUAGUUCUUGACUUGAUUGCUACUAUUUAAAGUCAAAUAUUUGAUAAAGCUAUAUAGUCAUUCUUCUACGAAUUUUGUUAUGAAAUAUAUAUAGUUAUGAGCAUCCCGAUGUUUUUGAACAAGAAAGUUGACGGACUCUGCAUAAUCUGUAGAGAAAUUUUUUGACUAUUAUGAACAAAUAUUAACUUUUCACGAAGUUAAAUUUAAACAAAAAUCAACUGUAAAUUGGCAUCCUCAAGAUAGGAAAAUAAUACAGCAACGUACGCAUAUGAUAAGCUCAUAUAUGUUCAUAGAAAAUAUAGACUCUCAAAAAAUACAAAGCAAAAUAUAGAACUAUUUUGAUGCAAGAAAAAAGAGCAUUAGAGAGAACUCUAUAUUCUUGUGCUAUAGAAUAAUCUUUCAGUAUAUAGAUUAUUCUGAGGAAUUUCUAGCAAAAAAAAGGAAUGAUUUAUUCAAAGAAUUUUACCUCGAUACGCGAGAGAGAGAAAGAUCUCAUUUUAUUCUUAUACGUUUUCUCUUCUAGUUAAUAUUCCUGCUAAUGCCACGUGGAAGCAGAGCGGAGUGACUAUUGCUGGAGAUAACGGGUAUGGGGGUGCCACUAAUCAACUCAGAGACCCUCUUGGUCUCUUCGUUGAUGAUGAUCAAACAGUGGUUAUUGCUGACCACGUGAAUGAUCGUAUCAUGCAAUGGAAGAACGGUGAUACAACGAAUGGACAAGUUGUUGCUGGUGGUAAAGACCCAGGAAAUGGAUUACAUCAAUUGUAUGGUCCAACUGAUGUAUUAAUUGACAAAGAGACGGAUACUCUCAUUAUUUGUGAUCAAGAGAAUCGAAGAGUUGUACGAUGGUCUCGUCGUAGUGGUACAACACAAGGUGAAAUACUCAUCGACAACAUCGAUUGUUUUGGAUUAGCAAUGGACGAACAGAGAUAUCUCUACGUCUCUGACGUCGAUAAACAUGAAGUAAGACGAUAUCAAUUUGGUAAGCAGAAUGGCACUCUCGUAGCUGGUGGUAAUGAACAAGGUAAUGAACCCAAUCAACUCAACGUGCCGAAAUAUCUCUUUGUCGAUCGAGAUCAUUCAGUGUACGUAUCAGACGCCAAUAACAAUCGUGUAGUGAAAUGGAAUAAAGGUGCAAAAAAAGGUAUUGUGGUCGCUGGAGGACAAGGCGCAGGAAGUGCUCUGACACAAUUGUCUCUUCCUAGUAAAAUUUUCGUUGAUACGUUGGGUACACUCUAUGUAGCAGACUCGUUGAAUCAUCGUGUAAUGCGCUGGACUCAACGAGACAAGAAACAAGGCGCUGUAGUUGUGGGUGGAAAUGGUGAAGGAGAAGGAGCCAAUCAGUUCGACGGCCCCGUUGGUUUGUCUUUUGAUCGACAUGGUAAUCUCUAUGUCGUCGAUCAUUAUAAUAAUCGUGUUCAACGAUUUUCUAUCGAAUAA
Rotaria socialis is the source of this 1602-nucleotide messenger RNA. NCBI's taxonomy places the organism in Eukaryota, Metazoa, Rotifera, Eurotatoria, Philodinida, Philodinidae. The record is from the annotation of a GenBank genome assembly.